AUGGGAGACAAAAAGGACAAAGGAAAAGGAUCUACUGUGACGAAAAUGUCAGGUAUUGGGAAGGUGGGAGAGUUUAAUCCCCAUGAGGAAGCCAUUGAGUCGUAUUUAAUGCGUCUCAAACACUAUUUCAAGGCCAAUAGUAUUGAAGAUGGUAGUAAAGUUUCAGUGUUGAUUACUGUUCUGGGCCCUAAAAUAUUAGCAGUUUUGUCAGAUAUUGUGUCUCCUGAUGAGGUGGAUAGUAAAUCUUAUGAAGAUUUGUCAAAAGUAUUGGUCAAACAUUUUUCCCCAAAGAAGUUAGUAGUGGCGGAACGAUACAUGUUUUAUUCCAGGGUACAAAAGCCUACCGAAACUAUUUCUGAAUUUGUUGUAGCUAUCAAGCAUUUGUCUAGUACUUGUAAAUUUUCUACAUUUCUGAAAGAUGCCCUUAGGGACAAAUUGAUUUCUGGAAUUAAUAAUGAGGUGAUACGACAAAAAUUGUUGUCUGAAGACUUAGAUUUUGAAGAAGCUCAGACUUUGGCUCUCAGGCUGGAACAAGCAGAGAAGCAAACAGGUACCGUAGCGUACUUGGACGAUGUUCUAGUGGGAGGCUCAACACGUGAAGAAGCUUGUAGUAGAUUAGAAAAUCUGUUUCAGCGUCUGAUGGAUUAUGGAGUUCGGGUUAACGAGAGCAAGUGUAAAUUUUUGCAGCCUAAGGUUGAGUAUUUAGGCUAUGUGGUUUCAGCAACGGGAAUCAGCCCCCAGCAAGGGAUUGUGUCGGCUAUUCGAAAUGCCCCGGAACCGAGUAACAAGGAUGAGUUAAGGGCCUACAUUGGGUUGAUUAAUUACUAUGGAAAGUUUAUUUACAAUUUGUCAUCAAAAAUCAGUUGUUUUUAUGAUCUUUUGAAGAAGGACGUCCCAUGGAAGUGGACCAAAGAGUGUUCACGCACUUUUGAGGAAAGUAAGUCAUGGGUUCUUGACUCCAAUAUUUUGGUGCAUUAUGAUGUGUCUAAGCCACUUGUUUUAACGUGUGAUGCUAGCCCUAGGGGAGUGUCAGCCAUUCUGUCUCAUAUGGUCGAUGGAGAAGAGCGGCCUGUAGCUUUUGCGUCCAAAACUCUUAGCCCUAGUGAGAAAAAUUAUUCCCAACUACACAAGGAAGCAUUGGCGUUGAUAUUCGGUGUAAAGAAAUUCCACAAGUAUAUUUAUGGUCGUAAGAACUGUGUGUUACAGACGGAUCAUCAGCCGUUAGCGGCAAUUUUUGGAACAAAACGUGGUGUACCUAGCCUAGCUGCGGCAAGACUUCAGCGAUGGGCUCUCAUUCUGGCAGCAUACAAUUUUGAGGUUAAAUAUCGAAAAGGGGUUGACUUACCCCACGCUGAUGCGUUAUCACGCCUACCUCUACAAGAUGAUGAAUCGUUGGAAUUGGAGGAUAAUUAUGUUUCACAUGUUGAGUCUUGUGUUCAAGUAAUCAAUUUCUGCAGUGUGAGUGAUGAUUCUCCGAUUACGUCUUUGGACGUAGGAAGAUUGACGGACAAAGAUCCAUUGUUGUCGAGGGUUCGGGACUUUGUUUUACAUGGCUGGCGGGAGGUUCAAAAUCCUAUGUUGCUUCCAUUUCAGAGGAGACGAUUGGAGUUGUCAGUGGACAAGAAUUGUAUCUUGUGGGGAAGUCGGGUGGUGAUUCCUGAGAUGUUGAGGGAGAACGUUAUCCAGAUGCUCCAUGAACAGCAUCCUGGUAUAACCCGGAUGAAGUUGUUGGCUAGAAGCUACGUGUGGUGGCCAGGUAUCGAAAAAUCCAUUGAGGAGACAGUGGCGUCUUGUUUUGUAUGUCAAGGCACGAGAAAUGCCAGUCCUAGAGUUCCAUUGCAUCAAUGGCCGUUAGCCACGGAGAGGUGGCGCAGAGUUCACAUUGAUUUUGCAGAAGAUCCCACGUCAAGACAGCAGAUGCUCAUCCUAGUCGAUAGUAACUCAAAAUGGAUUGAGGUGUUUCUGAUGAGCUCUACAUCUUCCUCCAAGACUAUAGAGAAGCUUCGGACUUUGUUUGCAGCCUAUGGUUUGCCCGAAGAAUUGGUUUCUGAUAAUGGUACCUCAUUCACUAGUCUCGAAUUCCGUGAAUUCCUUAGAAAGAAUGGUGUCAAAUUCACCCUGUCCCCACCCUAUCACCCGGCAUCCAACGGAGCCGCAGAACGUUCAGUUCAGGAAGUCAAGAAGAGUCUGCUGCGCCAGGUCUUGAGUGAGAAGCGCAGUCAUCCUACUUCUUUACAGCAUAAGCUAGAUAAUUUUCUAUUUUCCUAUCGCAACACCCCCACUUCAGUGACAGGCGUGAGUCCGGCUGAAUUGUUCCUACGCUGGAAGCCUAGAACUCACUUAACAAUGUUGAAGCCAAAUUUGCUUGAUGAGGCCAGGAAGCAACAGGAGUUGCAAAAACGGGCAGCAGAUAAACACAGAGGCUCUGAUAGGUCCUUCAGUGAAGGCCAGCAUGUGUUAGUAAAGACGGUGAGGCAGGAAAAAAUUUCUUGGGUUCCCGGCCAAAUUGUGGAGUGUAGAAGUCCAGUAACUUAUCUUGUGAGGGUCCUGAACCGCACCAGGUUUUGUCACGCUGAUCAUCUAAGACCAAGUCAGGUGGAGGAAGAGGAAAUUUUGGUUAGAAGAGAGGAAGUGCCAGAUCCACCGGAAUCAGUGACCGUCAGCGUGUCGCCGGAGAGAGUAUCUCCAAGUCGGCAGAGUUUGCCGUCAUCGCCAAGGGCCAGAAGUCCACCGUCACCCCAAGGACGGAAGUCGAUGGAAGAGGGGCAGCGUCCAGAGGUGCAGUGCAGUCCAACUCCUGUGGUUAGAAGAUCGCAGCGGACUGUGCGCAAACCAGCUAAACUGGACUUGUAA
Molecule: messenger RNA, 2853 nt
Organism: Macrosteles quadrilineatus (aster leafhopper)
Lineage: Eukaryota; Metazoa; Arthropoda; Insecta; Hemiptera; Cicadellidae
Exons: 2
Coding region: 1-2853 (950 amino acids)
Biological process (GO): DNA integration
Molecular function (GO): nucleic acid binding
Source: RefSeq, a predicted model, not a curated record